UGCAGAUGUGACAUUUGCGUGCUCGGCACAUGGUGUUCCAUUGCCUUCAAUUUUCUGGACACGAGAGGGUUCCCAAGAACUCAUGUUUCCCGGUCAUUAUUAUCAGGAGCGAUAUGUUGUUAAUGAAAAUGGCAGCUUACAAAUUAAACAGAUCGUACGUAAAGACGAAGGACACUAUGUCUGUAGUGCCAUCAGUCAAGUUGGUGCGACUACUGCUACUGUUUUUCUCUCAGUAACAUCAACUGAAGAAAUUCCUCCACCUAUAAUUGAGUUAGGCCCGACCAAUCAAACUUUAAUUCUUAAAAGUACUGCUUUCUUUCCGUGUCGCGCAAUUGGGAAUCCAAUGCCUAAGAUUAAUUGGCAUAAAAACGGGCAACCCAUUCGACUAGAUCCUCGAAUUACGAUUUUAAACAAUGGUACCCUUGUUAUUAAUGAUUUACAGAAAAAUGAUAUGGGAAUAUAUACGUGCACCGCUUCUUCUGAUACUGGCAAUACUUCAUGGUCUGCAGCAUUAAAAGUCAGUUCUAUAAUUACACUACAUCCUACACCCAACAUUUCUGAUUUACCACAGAACCCUAGUAAACCAAGAAUUGUUAAUACUACCAGUAAUUCUAUCACUAUCACUUGGAGCCCUGGGCGUGAAGGAUCUAGUAAAAUCAUUGGUUAUCAUGUAGAAUAUUUUAGUAGUAACUUAAAUACUGGAUGGGUUAUAGCGACAAAUAGAAUUAUUGAAGAUACAUAUAUAGUAACUGAUUUAAGGCCUGAUACCAAUUACGUUUUCUUAGUUCGAGUAGAAAAUGAUCAUGGUUUGUCUCUUCCUGGACCAUUAUCUGACGUUGCUCAUACAUUGAGCAAUGAUCAACAUACCUUAUCUCAAAAUGAACUAAUUCGUGCUCGUGACCGUUUAAACAACGAAAUUUUACAACUAAAUGAAGUAAUCCCUUUAAGCAGUACAACUAUGAAAAUUAUUUGGAAUAUACUUGGUGCACCAGAUUUAGUCGAUGGAAUGUAUAUUCGUUAUCGUGAAAUGUCAGAUAAGCCACCCGAAUAUCAAAUGGUUACUGUUAUGAAUGCAGGAGCGACUAGCUACGUUUUGACAAACUUAAAGAAAUACACACGUUAUGAAUUCUUCCUUGUACCAUUCUAUAAGACCAUUGAGGGUCGACCAAGUAACGUUAAAUUAGCUAUGACUCAAGAAGAUAUUCCUUCCAGUCCACCCGAAAAUGUUCACGUAGGAAUGAUUAAUUCUACUUCUGCCUUUGUUAGAUGGGCGCCACCACCAAAAUCUCAACUUAAUGGGCAACUCAUUGGUUAUAAGAUCCAAAUUAAGAGUAAUAGCAGUAAUAAAAUUCUGGGUCAAAUGUCUUUAAAUGCAUCAACAACAUCUGUAAUAAUUAAUAGUUUGAACAGUGGGGGCAUCUAUACUGCUCGUGUAGCUGGAUUAACACAUAUUGGUUCUGGUCCCUUCUCUAUUCCCACACUUCUGAAUAUGGAUUUAGAGCAGUUACACCAACAGCCACCUCGAAGUAAUUCGAAUCGCGGCAAUAGCUCCAUCGUUAGUGAGACUUGGUUCCUCAUGCUUAUGAUAAUGAUGAUUUUGAGUAUAAUAGCUGCACUUAUGGGAACAUUUUAUUUAAGACGCCGACAAGCAGUUAACAAGCAGCUUGGACAUCUCAAUGUACCAGUUAGCACUGCGAACGAUAUUUGUCAAUUGAAUAAAGAUUCGUUAUGGUUGGAACGUGGAUGGCGACCAACGAACAGUCUUCAACACACUGGUGAUAAGGACUGCGAAACUAAACUUCUAAAUAACCACAUGAUUGGAUCAAAUGUUAUUGGCAUACCUAGUUCAGAAUAUGCUGAAGUUAAUCUUACGACUUUUUAUAAUACGAGAAAACCUUCAGCCCCACCCGAACCUUAUGCCACUACAACUCUUUGUGUCACCAACUGUACUUCUGAGUCUAUAGAAACAAGUGGCCAGAAGUCUAAUUCUAGUGACUCAUGUGUUAAACCUGAUUAUUCAAGUCUUGAAUCUGCACAAGAACACAACAAAUCCACCAUGUCUCCGAGUAGUGAUAAUGCAAGUAGUAUAUAUACCGAUGAUACUAUAGAAUAUCAACGUCGUCAACCACAUCAUGGUUUCCUGUCCCAAAUUCAACAACAGCAACAAGAUUUGCAGUCAAUUCCACUACCCAAUUGGUGUGAUAUGCUACCACCACCUCCAGAACACCCACCAACUCCUGAAAAUUCGCUCCCAAAUCGUGUGCACCAACAAAGUAUUGCUACUUUUAGUCCACACUUUAGCAAACGCCCCAAUACUCAAAAUAUCCUUGACUGUACCACCAGUAAAAUUGAAAGUCCACCUACUCCUCCAAUUAGAUUACCUAGUAAUAAUUUUUUGCUUUUACCCACAUCAUGGAAUAGUAGCCAUGAUUCGACAAAUCAUCAGCAAAUUAGAUACACUAGUCUACCACCUCAAACUAAUCCUCCACCAGUGCCAUCCUUUCCACAAGGUUUUAGUCAUUACGAUGUAUACAAAGCUCAAGAAAAUGAAUAUGAAAGUGGCUCACUUAUUUAUGGGCAUCAUAAUAGUCUUAUAAAAACCAGAGAUUGCCAUACCCAUGAUACAUUUGAUAGAAUCAAACAAAAUGAAGAAUCUUUUCAUACUGAUAAUCAUUAUCCAAAGGAAAAUGACGACUGGGACCGCAAAUCUUGUGAAUCUAAUACUCACUCAGAUGUUUGUUAUUCCUGCUCAGAAUCAAGCUGCUUAUACGCUGAUACAAUAGAGUAUAAUAAUAAGUUUGUACCAGCACAUCUUCAAAUAAAUUCUUCGUUAUGUGCAAGUCAUUCAAAUAAUUGCAGUGUUAACCCUCGAGUAUGUGACAAUGCGAGUCCUAUAAAACAAACUGGAUUACCUUCACCAACUUUCAGUGUUGAUAGUAAUUACUCUAGAGUCCCUCAAGAUGCUUGCCUAUCUCUCAAAUCUAAGAAUAUGCACAGGCAUAACCAUUGUAAAGCACAAAACAUCAAGAAUUAACUCGAUAAGCAGUUCUGAAAACCAACGUUAUCAAUUAAAUAGACUUGUUAUGACCAGAAAUAGUAACUGCUA
This is a messenger RNA of Ceratosolen solmsi marchali, 3106 nucleotides long. RefSeq names its product roundabout homolog 2-like. The transcript has 6 exons. Gene Ontology annotation, molecular function: protein binding. The record is from RefSeq and is a predicted model, not a curated record. NCBI's taxonomy places the organism in Eukaryota, Metazoa, Arthropoda, Insecta, Hymenoptera, Agaonidae. The coding region runs from base 83 to 3034 and encodes 983 amino acids.